GAAGAAUACGCCAGUAAAAACUAAGGUUUAAACGACAGGCCAUGUGACUGUUGUUUAGAAACUUGAUCUCGAGUUUUUAAAGCUUCUCUAAAUAAUGGACGGUGAAAGUGAACUGACUCAAAGGCAUCCUGCCAGUGAGGAGGUUUCUCCAAGCGCUCCUUUGGAGCAGCAGGAGGAUUGGUUGCCAUCCCAAACCCGUCAGGCAGCCAGAGCGGUAGCUCUCCUGCUUUUCUUCAGUUUCCUGAUGUUUACUGUACCAUUUUUGGUAUUUUAUGGCACGAAACAUGUUGCACUGGAAUACUGGCAUUUGGAUACUUUCCAAAGCAAUGCCAUAUCAGUAUUUACAGCCGUUCUAAGCGUUAAUGUUAUAAUAGGAAUAUAUGCCUACAUAGCGUAUAAAGAACCUGACUAUGAUAGUGAAGGGAAUAUUGUACUUGAAACCCCAGCAGAGCCCAAAGAACAGUUGGAUCUUAAGGAAGACUGAUCGAAGCAUUCCAGUAUUUGUAUUAAUUAAAUGUAGCUUCCAUUCCCUUGCUCUUAAGAAUUUGAGUGUACCUAGUCUGUAAAAAUUGCCUCUAGAUGUAGAAAAUACACACUGUUUACUCUCAAA
Dendroctonus ponderosae (mountain pine beetle) is the source of this 610-nucleotide messenger RNA. RefSeq lists its product as uncharacterized. Lineage: Eukaryota; Metazoa; Arthropoda; Insecta; Coleoptera; Curculionidae. The record is from RefSeq and is a predicted model, not a curated record. The transcript has 2 exons. Gene Ontology annotation, cellular component: endoplasmic reticulum membrane. The coding region runs from base 95 to 484 and encodes 129 amino acids. Gene Ontology annotation, biological process: vacuolar proton-transporting V-type ATPase complex assembly.